CUAUAAAAGCAAGAGUGGACUGUAACCGUGCGGUCACAAACGAGCCAGAGACUAAUCUGUAUGAUGCAGUGCUCUAAGCAGAUGAUGUGGGUUUUCACCCUGACCACCGCCUCGCUUCUCGCAUCCCUCGAAGCCAGAAAAUUACCCACCGGACUGAAAGGUUGCUCGAGAAACGAUCCUGACCUGAAUGCCUGCCUGCUGCAGAGCGCCAAUGCUGCCGUCCCCUACAUGAGCAAAGGAAUUCCGUCUUAUGGGGUGCUCCCCAUGGACCCGAUGCGCAUCGACGAAAUCGCGAUCCUCGACAAAGGCGCCCAGAAGCAACUGGCCUUAAAUUUGAUCAUGAAAAACGUCGACCUGGUCGGCCUGAGGAACGUCAAAGUGAACAAAAUCUCUUUGAGCCCUGACGGUGGCCCUGCAUCAUGGAAUUGUAACACACCGUAUUUGUCUCUAAUUGGCCAGUACGACGUUUCUGGAAAGGUGCUUAUCUUGCCAAUUCAGGGCAAGGGUGAUAUCAACAUCACGAUGGAGAAUGUCGAGUACACAUAUAAAUUUGACGUUGAAAAAUUCACCAAAGGCACCAAGACUGGCAUCCGCCCCGCUAAUCACAGCCUGGACUUCAAAACGUCCAGAAUUACGAUGCGGCUAGAGAAUUUGUUCAAUGGACAGAAAGAGCUGAGUGACCAGAUGAACGUUUUUCUGAAUGAAAACUGGCAAGAGCUGACCAACGAGUUGGGCCCUCCUAUUGCCGAGGCUCUGAGCGCAGCCACCAACCACCGCGUGGAGGCGAUCAUGAGACUCGUCUCCCUCGAGGAAAUGUUCCCCGAUAAAAAGGAACCGGCUGCUUUUCGUCGCCCAACAAUGCAACGAGUCAGGACGAAAGUGACUUUGUGCGUCUUCCUGCUGGCCCUUCAGCUGGCGACUGCCGCGAAAAAUUCCAAAAAGCUUCCAUCACAGUUAAAACCAUGUUCGAGAAACUUGUCGCAGCCCAAAUUGGAGGCAUGCAUUUUGGAGAAUGGGAAAGCCGCGAUUCCUCAUCUUGCUAAAGGUAUUCCAAGUUACAAUCUCCUCCCAUUGGAACCACUCCAUAUUCCCGAAUUGCGGAUUGAUGACGCUGGCACCACUAGUUCUAUUAAUUUAAAUCUAGUCAUGAGCAGCGUUGACAUCACCGGUCUCAAAAACACACACUUCAUCAGCGUUAAGAAUGAUUUGAAGAGUGGCGACGUCGAGUGGAAGUUUUACAUGCCGCAGAUUUCACUGCUGGGCCAAUACAACGUGACGGGUCGCGUGCUGCUGCUGCCGUUGCGAGGCCACGGCGAUAUGAAUAUCACGCUCGACGAUCUGGAAGUCAACUACUCGUUCAGGCUCAAGCUAUUGCCACCCAAUAAAGAGAACGUGGUUUACCUCAAGCCUGAGGGCAAUAGACUUUCUUUCAAAACGUCCAAGACUCACAUCAACCUGGAGAACCUUUUUGAAGGGCAGAAGGCUUUAAGCGACCAAAUGAACAUUUUCCUGAACGAGAACUGGCGCGACCUGGUGACAGACCUUGGCCCGCCCAUAGCAGAGGCGCUCAGCACCGCCACCAACCAACUCAUGCUCACGCUUACAAAGCAGGUGCCUUACGACGAAAUAUUCCCCGACACGCCAGUGUGAGAUCCAAACAAAUCUGCUUAAAAUCUCAUGAGUCUAGUUAGUUUCUAAUUUAAUAUUUAACAUUAAUCAUUUUUAAAGUCGUACAUCUUGAAAGCAUUUAACUAGGUUGUAAAACUCUUAUUAAUUUAAAAUAAAUUUAAUCCUCUUA
Neocloeon triangulifer is the source of this 1798-nucleotide messenger RNA. RefSeq lists its product as uncharacterized. Bases 61 to 1650 code for a protein of 529 amino acids. The transcript has 12 exons. The record is from RefSeq and is a predicted model, not a curated record. NCBI's taxonomy places the organism in Eukaryota, Metazoa, Arthropoda, Insecta, Ephemeroptera, Baetidae.